Messenger RNA from Pochonia chlamydosporia 170, 582 nucleotides. Its product is annotated as restless-like transposase. The record is from RefSeq and is a predicted model, not a curated record. Lineage: Eukaryota; Fungi; Ascomycota; Sordariomycetes; Hypocreales; Clavicipitaceae. The coding region runs from base 1 to 582 and encodes 193 amino acids. The transcript has a single exon.
AUGUCAACUUCAACAUCUCUUUCGCCGUCUCCUGCUCCUACCGUAUCACCCUCUCCCACUUCACCCGCCCAAACGCCGCCAUUUAAUCCCACCACGUUUUCAGCGCAGGCCCCAUAUCCUGAGCCGCCAGACGAGUUUGUCCAGGACCGUGUCAGGUAUGUUAAGCGCGUAAUACUCGCAAAUAAAGGAUAUCACCCGGGUUCGUCUCACAUUUGGAAGUACGGCCUCCAAUACGUCCGAGGCAGUGAUACGAAAGAGGUGUAUUACUGCCACGAAUGUGCGGUUGGAAAGUACAAGCAAGAAUUGUUUGUUAUCAAUGGUACCUCUAGAGUCAGAAAUCAUCUUGAGAAGAAGCAUCGGAUUGACUCCCAGACUGGUAUCAGGAGGAAAUUUUGCACCCAGAAGUCAGUACUCGAUUUACAGAAAGAUGCUGCAGCUUCCAGUACCUUCUUCUGGAAGGACUCGGUUGAGAAGUUCAAAGAACUUUUGAUCCGCUGGAUUGUAUACUGCCACAUUGCUUUCUUUCAACUGGAGAAUCAGUAUUUCCGCGAACUCCUCUUCUUUCUGAAUCCGGCGUUAUGA